AUGGGCCCGUUUAAAAAGUCCGCCAGCACCCCCUGCUCCAGGCUCGCGGCAUCCGCCGGGCCCAACUCGUCCUCGCCAGCAUCCAAAAGUAGUCCGCCCUCCCCAUCAGACGCCCCACCCUCCAACUCCGUGGACAAUGCGCUCUUUGGGAAGGCCAACAUUAAGGUCGUGGGCGUGGGAGGAGGCGGCUCCAACGCCGUGAACCGCAUGAUCAAAGCUGACAUGCAGGGCAUCGACUUUUGGGCCUUAGCGUCCUCCCCUGUCGCAGCCACCAACAAGAUGCAGAUUGGGGAGACGCUGACCCGGGGGCUGGGUGCGGGUGGCAAGCCUGCCAUCGGUCAGAAGGCGGCUCAGGAAAGCAAGGCGCAGCUGGAGGCUGCCCUUGCCGGCUCCGAUAUGGUCUUUGUCACGGCCGGCAUGGGCGGUGGCACCGGCUCUGGCGCAGCCCCGGUGGUGGCGGCCAUCGCCAAGUCCCUGGGCAUCCUCACUGUCGCCAUCGCGGCCGAGGCGAUCGAGGCGCUGCGUCAGAGCGUGGACACGCUGAUCAUCAUCCCCAACGACAAGCUCCUGGCGGCGGUGGACCCCAACCUGCCAGUGACUGAGGCCUUCCGCGUGGCAGACGACGGCGUGCGCGGCAUCUCCGACAUCAUCACCGUCCCCGGCCUGGUCAACGUCGACUUUGCCGACGUGCGGGCGGUGAUGGCCAAUGCCGGGUCCUCGCUCAUGGGCCAGGGGCGGGCGAGCGGCAAGACGCGUGCGCGCGACGCGGCGCUGGCCGCAAUUUCCUCCCCGCUCCUGGACACGGGGAUCGAGCGCGCCACGGGCAUCGUGUGGAACAUUACGGGCCCGGCGGACCUCACACUGUACGAGGUGAACGAGGCCGCGGAGAUCGUGUACGACCUGGUGGACCCCGGGGCCAACCUCAUCUUCGGCGCGGUGGUGGACCCCAAGAUGACGCAGGAGCCUCCGGCCACCAGCCAGGGGCGGGGGACGUCCAUCCAGGUGCCAGACUUCCUGCGGCGACGAGCCCCCAAGAACUUCAACUGA
Auxenochlorella protothecoides is the source of this 1047-nucleotide messenger RNA. Its product is annotated as Cell division protein FtsZ-like protein 2-2, chloroplastic. Gene Ontology annotation, biological process: microtubule-based process; chloroplast fission. Gene Ontology annotation, cellular component: cytoplasm; microtubule; chloroplast. The coding region runs from base 1 to 1047 and encodes 348 amino acids. The transcript is spliced from 7 exons. Lineage: Eukaryota; Viridiplantae; Chlorophyta; Trebouxiophyceae; Chlorellales; Chlorellaceae. The record is from RefSeq and is a predicted model, not a curated record. Gene Ontology annotation, molecular function: GTP binding; GTPase activity.